Molecule: messenger RNA, 657 nt
Organism: Erigeron canadensis
Lineage: Eukaryota; Viridiplantae; Streptophyta; Magnoliopsida; Asterales; Asteraceae
Product: ankyrin repeat-containing protein ITN1-like
Exons: 1
Coding region: 1-657 (218 amino acids)
Source: RefSeq, a predicted model, not a curated record
AUGAAACGUAACUCCAAAUCAAAGACUGCCGAGGAAGUCUUUAAUGAGUGUUACAAUCAACUCCGCGCAGAUGCCAAAGAGUGGAUGCUUGAGAACUCGAAAAACUACACAGUUGUCGCAGUGUUGAUUGCGACUGUUGCCUUUGCUGCUGCGUACACAGUACCAGGGGGUCUAGAUCCUAACACGGGUCAACCAGUUCUUAAGAAAAAAACGUUGUUCUUCUAUUUUACGGUGGCGGAUGCAGUAUCGCUCUCUGCAGCUCUGACGUCAGUCAUCAUGUUUCUCAAUAUAAUUAUAUCGUCGUAUAGGUUUAAGGAUUUUGAGAAAUCUCUUAUUUGUAAGAUGAAUUCAGGACUUACGAUGUUGAUGAUCUCUGACGCGAUGUUGAUGGUGGCAUUUGCAGUGACACUUAUUCUAACGAUAAUUAGUGGCAGAGAAUGGAUUGACAUCACCUUGUAUGCGGUCUCCUUCUUCCCAGUACUUGUUUUCAUAUUCUCGUAUUUUGAGUUUCAGAAGAUACAACUUUUGUCUCCCCUUUGGAAAUCCAAACAUAUCAUACGAAACAUCCUCUCCAAGUUUAGUGGUCCAAAACCCGCAGUUUGGUAUUCUGGAGUACGAGCUAGGACUACUCCUCCUCCUCCUCCAGCGAUUAUUUAA